This is a messenger RNA of Bufo bufo (common toad), 960 nucleotides long. Its product is annotated as 3-galactosyl-N-acetylglucosaminide 4-alpha-L-fucosyltransferase FUT3-like. The transcript has a single exon. The record is from RefSeq and is a predicted model, not a curated record. NCBI's taxonomy places the organism in Eukaryota, Metazoa, Chordata, Amphibia, Anura, Bufonidae. The coding region runs from base 1 to 960 and encodes 319 amino acids. Gene Ontology annotation, molecular function: alpha-(1->3)-fucosyltransferase activity. Gene Ontology annotation, cellular component: membrane.
AUGAUGCUAAACAAAGAGGUCCAAAAUGUCACAACAACAACCAGCCCACCAAUCAUUUCUCCACCAAAAGAAACUCUUCUCCUGGUUUGGAACUGGCCAUGGGGGCAGAGCUUUCCAUUAGAUAAGUGUGAGACAGAGUAUAGAAUUAAGAGGUGUAAGCUAUCUGCAGAUAGAGGUUUGUAUAGUGCGGCCGAUGCAGUCAUCAUCCACCAUGCAGAUGUUAUGGGCAAUAGAAAUUCAUUGCCUCAACAGCCAAGAAAUCCUUAUCAACGUUGGAUAUGGCUCAACUUGGAGCCACCACUAAUUAUCUCAAACCUGGACAUGCUGGAUAAUUUGUUCAACUUGACAAUGACGUUCCGUCGCGAUUCCGAUAUUUAUAAUCCAUACGCCCAUAUUGAAUCAUUAGAGGAACCUCAAAACUUCACUAUUCCAGCAAAGUCUAAGUUGGUAUCUUGGGUGGUGAGCAAAUGGUACCCCGGUAUACGUCGUAUCGCUUAUUAUGAAGAGCUGAAAAAGUACAUAUCUGUUGAUAUUUAUGGGGCCAGACAUAUGAAACUGAGCACAGAGAAGUUUUAUUCAACGAUUUCUCAGUACAAAUUCUACUUGGCAUUCGAGAAUUCUGUCUAUCCAGAUUAUAUCACAGAAAAACUAUGGGGGAACGCUCUGGGUUCAUGGACAGUUCCAGUUGUACUGGGUACCUCUCGUGAAAACUAUGAACAGUAUAUACCUGGAGAUGCCUUCAUACAUGUUGAUGACUUUCCAACUGCAAAGGAACUAGCUGCCUACCUUCUUGAAUUAGAAAAAGAUGAUGAAAAAUAUAGAAAGUAUUUCAACUGGAGAUCCCGACAUAGGGUGAGCCCUUGGAAGGGAUGGUCAUAUUCUUACUGUAAAGCUUGUGAGACAAUACAACAGGGUCCAAGAUAUCAGGUCAUUCGUAGUGUGGCAAAGUGGUUUCUGUAA